Messenger RNA from Debaryomyces fabryi, 984 nucleotides. RefSeq lists its product as uncharacterized. The coding region runs from base 1 to 984 and encodes 327 amino acids. Gene Ontology annotation, cellular component: mitochondrial inner membrane. The transcript has a single exon. NCBI's taxonomy places the organism in Eukaryota, Fungi, Ascomycota, Pichiomycetes, Serinales, Debaryomycetaceae. Gene Ontology annotation, biological process: inner mitochondrial membrane organization. The record is from RefSeq and is a predicted model, not a curated record.
AUGAUCCCAAUUAAGAGUAUUAGAGUAGUAGAAAGGUCAUUGGGGGCGUUCGGGCUACGUUCUAUAAGUAUCUUAUCUAAAUUUAAAUUCAAUAAGAGCCGGGAUAUAUCCAAAGAAAUAUCAAAUGAUAGUUUACCGAAAGGUACUGGCAAUGGGCCUUUCAUAGAAUUACCGUCAUUCAAACCAUUGGGAAAUCCUAGUGAUUUGCUUAAUAUUACAUUGCCACAGUCAUCAAAAUUGAGUAUUAGGAAUGGUACCAUUAUAGGUAUAAAUGGGGAUUUAAAGAAUCUAACAAGUGUUCCCCAAAUAUUACAUAAAACUGAAUAUCAAGAAUUAAUGUCUAAUUCAUCUGUAUCAUUACUAAUCAAUGGAGGUAUGAAUAACUAUUCAAUAAUUGAAGUAAACAGCAUAGAGGACAAAUGGACUAUUUUGAAUGAUAAAAAUAUUAUUGCAUGGACAGGUUUUAAUCUACAAUUAGACCCGAUAGAGGUUCUUGAAAAGUGUAAUAGCUUCCAAACUAAUGGAAAGGGAAUAAUUAUAGUGAAUGGAGAAGAGCAGUUAUUCGAUAUAACAUUAAGUGCUAAUGAGCAGAUUAUAAUAAACCCAAAUAGUUUGGUUGCUUAUAACUCAUCAAUUAGUUAUGCCACUCUCAAUAGUCCUUGGACUCAACCAUUGAAUUUUUUCAGGAAGUUCCAAUUUCCUACCAUUGCUCAUUCAUCCAUCAAUAGUGUUAAAUCGUUUAUCGGCUCGCAAUAUUCAAGAAUAAUUAGUUCUCUUGGAAUUAAUAACGAAAUGAAGGUUCUAACAGGCUACUACAACUCUUUUAAACAGUUUAUAACUUUUAACGUUAUCAAUAAGUUCUACAAUAAGCCAAUUUAUUUCAAAAUUACUGGCCCUGGAAGAUUGCUUCUAGAUAAUAAUAACCAUCUUCCGAACCGCAAAAAUUUCUCUAAGAAAGAAAUUAACGAUAUCUUAAGAAACUAG